UUUAAUACUAUUAGCAAGAGGUUGUUCGAUAAGCUUGAAGAAGAUUAUGGAAUACGUGAUCCUGCUGAGAAUCUCUAUUACUAUGGGGGUGUAGUAGGUGUCCCUGUUGAGAAUCUCUAUAGAGAUGUAAUAGGUGAAAUAAACUGUUUAGAUUUGCAAUUUCGGUAUAAAGGAAAGUGGCGAAGCUUAGAUGGCACCGAAGUAAUAGACUUCCAAAUUCGCAAAAAUCCAUCGUUCGAUCUAGUGCUAGGACAAGAUUGGUUAUGGCAAAAAUUAUCUUUGGAUUUUCUUCUAAAACAU
Paraglomus occultum is the source of this 300-nucleotide messenger RNA. Lineage: Eukaryota; Fungi; Glomeromycota; Glomeromycetes; Paraglomerales; Paraglomeraceae. The record is from the annotation of a GenBank genome assembly.